Molecule: messenger RNA, 1526 nt
Organism: Paramecium sonneborni
Lineage: Eukaryota; Ciliophora; Oligohymenophorea; Peniculida; Parameciidae
Source: the annotation of a GenBank genome assembly
AUGAAUUAAGUCUAAUAAACCUUUAAAAGAUUCGACAUUUUUGGUUAAGAAAUACGACUCUUAGCCACCGGUUAAUCAGCUUUUAGAACCAAUAUUGGUGCAUUUAUGACCUUAGUACUUUUUACCAUACUUGCCUACUCUUGUAAUUCUUUUAUUUUAGAAAUGAAUAAAGGAAAAAAUGCUAUUCUGAAUUCUAAAGAUGCUGUUAUAUCAGGUGAAGAAGUAAUAAACUUGAUUAAAUGUUAGGGCUAUACUUUUAAUUCUUCUGAACUUAUCUUUGCUGUUGGAUUAUUAGACAAUAUGGGAUAACCCAUUCCUAAUGACAAUAAUAAAGUCUUCUCAAUUAGUUUUUAUUAUUGUAAUAAGUCAUUGACAGAAACUGAAUGUAUAUUUAUCCCAGGAACUAUUUGUGGUAACAGAAUUUAGGAAGUCUCACUUGUAAAAAUAUUUCAUAAAUAUAGCAAUUAAAUAUACCAAAAGGAUAUGAAAAUAUUACUUACUGUAUGGAUGAAGAAUAUAUUAAACAAAAUCCAGAAAUAAGAAUUCAAGGUUCUACCAGAUAAGAUAAUUUCACCUUAUUGGGAGCAUUAGUUUAAAGAUGUUAAAAUAGCACUGAUUAUAACAGUAAAUUCCUUUUUUUAAUUUUAGAUUGUGCAUCCAAUGAUGAUAUUGAUUAAUAUAUAAAAAAUGCCAACCUUUACUACUCUUAUUCAUUUCAUUAAUUUAAUAAGGAAUUAGAUGAUUCUCCUUAUGAAAAAGCAUAAAGUAUAGAUGUUACGCCCAUGUAUUACAAAGUGCGAAAAUAUAUUAAAAUAUAUUUUUAAUACUCUUAAAGUUAAUUAGAGUAUAAUCCCUUUUAUUUCUUUCCUUCUUAUGAAAAACAUGAUGGUUUUGAAUAUUAAAAUACAGCUAUUGAUUCUGCUUUAAAUUUUGAAGAUGACAGUAGUUUUGCUUAACUUGAAAUUAAUUUAGAUGCUAAAAAAAGAAUUCAUUUCAUUACCUAUCAAACUUUAAUGGAUGUAGCUGCAAAAAUUGGUGGUUUCUUUACUAUUAUUAGAGUUAUUUUUGAAAUUGCACUAUUUCCUAUCUAAUCUAUUCUUUAUAGACUCUAUUUAAUAAAUUGUUUAACUCAUCAAUAAAAUAGUAUCAAUUCUAAUAAUUCUGAUACUCCUAAAAAUAAUACGAAAAAUUACUUAAACUUCUGUAGAUUAAUUAAAUCAAGUAAAGCAAGAUUGUUUUAUCUUAACUAAUCUCUUGUGAUUGAUAAAUUUUUGGACAUAACAGAAAUACUUAUUAAUCCCUUAAGGUUUACACGUUAAGUAGAAGAUUUGUAUGGUUCUAUUAAGAGAUUUGAUUUAGUAAGUGCUCGGCAAAAUAACCUUAAUAUUAAUUAGCAAAUUGAUGAAUUGGUGGCUAAUAAUAAUGAAUUUGUUGAUCUUAAAAGCAUGAGUCCAAGAACUAUAAAUUAAGAAAUCAAAUUCGGAAGUCUAACAAAUUUUAAAGUUCCUCAACUUUAGAUUAAUUGA